Prunus armeniaca (apricot) is the source of this 369-nucleotide messenger RNA. The record is from the annotation of a GenBank genome assembly. Lineage: Eukaryota; Viridiplantae; Streptophyta; Magnoliopsida; Rosales; Rosaceae.
AUGGCACGGGCUUUUGGAGAUUUCUGCCUAAAGGACUUUGGUUUAAUCUCUGUCCCCGAUAUUUCUUAUCGUCGCCUCACUGAGAAGGAUGAAUUUGUAGUAUUGGCUACUGAUGGGAUAUGGGAUGUCCUCUCAAAUGAAGAAGUGGUAAAAAUAGUAGCAUUAGCUCCACGAGCCUCUGCUGCUCGAGCCCUGGUAGAGUCAGCAACUCGAGCUUGGAGGUCAAAAUACCCGUAUGUCAAGGUUGAUGAUUGUGCUGUGGUUUGCCUCUUCCUCACCGCCAGUACAUCUGACAUUAGUUCCGAUUUCUCACCAACCGGAGAGGAAAUGAGCUCUGGAAAUUCUUCCCAAUAUCAGGAUGGGAGUUAG